Nerophis ophidion (straightnose pipefish) is the source of this 3321-nucleotide messenger RNA. RefSeq lists its product as uncharacterized. Lineage: Eukaryota; Metazoa; Chordata; Actinopteri; Syngnathiformes; Syngnathidae. The record is from RefSeq and is a predicted model, not a curated record. The transcript has 5 exons. Bases 2335 to 3321 code for a protein of 328 amino acids.
GGAGGGGAAGUCUGGACCUUUGUAUGUGGUGGUGUCCAAGAAAUCCACCGACAUGGGGCUGGUGGUGGACUUGAUAGUGAUACUGGGGUUGUGAGUAUUGAGGGUGUGGCGGAACACCUCAAACUCCUCUACGGAGUGGGCCCAUACCCCCCAGAUAUCAUCGAGGUACCGUAAGUAAUGCAGGGGCUUGAUCGGGCACGCUGCGAGGGCGGAGGUCUCCCAUUCCGCCAUAAAAAUAUUGGCGUAUGCCGGGGCAAAUUUCUUCCCCAUGGCUGUCCCUUUAAUCUGGAGGAAGAACUUCCCAUUAAAUUCGAAGUCGUUCCUCCUUAAAUUUAUGUCGAGCAGCUGCAGGAGUUCUUUGUCCGGCCUGCUAAUGUCUCGAUAUUUGCCAAAUAUAUUUUUUACGGCUUGGAUGCCCUGUUCAAUGUCUAUGUUUGUGUAUAAACUGUCUAUAUCAAUUGUGAACAGAAUGGCCUCUUGGGGAAUGGUCAGAUUUUUAAUUUUUUCUAUAAAAUCAUAUGUGUCUUUCAAAUAACUAUUGUGUUUGAUGGAAAGUGGCGUUAAAUAAAAAUCAAUAAAUUCUGCCGUCCUGUAGGUUUCGCUCCCACAGUCGGAAACUAUGGGCCUGCCCGGGGGUAUGACAUGGGGCUGGCUCCAUUUGUGGGGUUCCUUGUGGAUUUUGGGGAGUAAAUAAAACCUACGAGGACGGGGAUCCGAUUCGCCCAGGAGGUAAGUAAACUGUUUAUGAUUGAUGAAUCUUUUAUUUAAUAAAUUUUUAAUGAUUUUUUCCACCAUAGGGAUUGUGUCAAGAUAAAUGGGUGCGGCCAACGGGGAGUAGUAGGUGGUGUCGUUCAGUUGUCUGGUGCCCUCCCAGACAUACUGAGACCUGUCAAAGAUGACCACAGCGCUUCCUUUGUCUGCCGGUUUGAUAACAAUGUUAUUGUUAUUUUUCAGACUCUGAAGGGCCUCAGUUUCGUCACGCGUGAGGUUGGGCGUAAUGGCGAGGGCGCAACCCGAUAGGAGCGAUGGAUGCUCGUCCGCUAGGACCAGUGUGUGGACCUCUGGAGGUAGCAGACCGGGUGAGGGCUCCCACUCGGACCGGGCGGUGAAAGGUCGCGGACCGAGGGACCCUUGCUUUUCAUAGAACACCGCGAGUUUGACACCCCUGUGGUAUUCUUGUAAGUCAAACUUCAUUUGGUGGUGCCACUCAGGACUAAGGUUGGUGGAUGGGACGAACGUGAGGCCUUUAUUGAGGAGGGAGCGCUGUGAGGAGGUAAGUGUGAAAUGUUUUGCCAAAUUUACAAUGUUUUUGUUUGUGUUUGUGGUGGUGUUGUUUGUGCUUGUGUCACCCCCCCGACAGGUCGGGUUUUUGGGGAUGCCAUGUUUAAAUGGUGAAGCCAGUGCUUCAGCAUGUUUUUGGCCGUUUCCUCGGUCCAGUGAAGGUUGUCCCUCCCCGUAGCAAACUUCUCACUGGUGAGUGCCGGAAUGAAAUUAUAGUUUUUUUGAAUAUAAGUAUUAAUUUUGUGGAGGUUAUCUUUAUGUUCCUGGGGCAGGGCUUCUGAGAAGUUAAUGAUGGGGAUGGAAAUGUCGGCGUUCGGGAACACCGUUUUGGCCACCUUUAGGGCCCUUUGGAUUUGUUUAAAGGUGGUGGCCUUCGGGUUUUGUUCCUUGUUAUUGAGGCCGAACGAUAACACCACCAUUUCCACUUCGACACUAAUCUUUGUUUUUUCUAGGAUGGCCUCUGCGUGGCGGAAGUUGGCACCUGGAUAGCUGUCCAUCUGAAGGUCCUGGAGACGGACAGGUGGAAGACGACUAAUAUUGGAGUCGCCAAUCACCAGGACCUUCUUAUCCACAGACAGGUGCCAAUCAACCAACUUGCGCGUUGUACUGAUGUGUCUAGUGGGGCCCCUGCGCGGACUGAUAGGUGUGGCUAAUUGUGUCGUGUCUGUAUCCUCUGUCGGCUGAGAGGCCGAAGCGACCGCUCUAGGCCCCUUCCGGAUUCCCGAAAAAAAUUGGGACCAGCUUGGACCCGCUUCGGGAACCGGCGUGCGUGGAGGAGGAGUGUCCACGAGGGGCACGUCCGGAAGAGGCGCGUCCGGGAGGGGCGCGUCCAGGAGGGAGGAAGUCGGCGAGGAUGGUCCCGGUAGGCCAGAACCUAGUUGAGACCAACUGGGGGGCGUGUCAGGGGGCAGCUGGGACCACCCUGGAGGCCCCUCAGGGGAUGACGCCGGCUGCUCAGGUGGCGGUGGCGCGUCCGAGACCGCAGGAGGGACCCUGACUUCGGUCUCGACCUGCGGAUGCGGCCUGGGUGGCGGGACCAGGGGAGCCUCGACAAUGGAGUUGUCGGGAGGACUGCUGCAUGGCUCCUGGGGUCGUGUCAUUCUCUGGGGCCUGGAUGGUGCCGCAGCCAGAGAAGAAGGCGACAAAACCGGGAAGGGGACCGGGGUGACCGGUCCCCUAGGACCCGGAACCGGCUCCACCACAGGGGACCAGUCCCCGACCACGGGGUCGGUCAUGGUGGACGCCGUGGCUCGCACAGGAGCGUGCAGGGUUGGAACCGGCAGGGGCAGCGGCAGCGGCAGCGGCAGCGGCAGCGGCAGCGGCGGCUGCACUACCUCCAUCACCACUCGGGUGCUGGAAGGAUCCAAGCGGACUGGUGACCCCGUCUGCUGGGAUCGUGACGGACUACCCCCCUCGUCCACGCCACGAACGUCCACACAGAUGGAGAUCACCAGACCCUCAGCCAGCCGCAGUGUCUCGGUGGUCAACCUGCGUCCCAGGUGUGUCCUGGUCCAAGCUGAGGCCACCUGGAAUGGUUCCUUCCAAUUUUGCCCAAUAAAAGCACUCAAUUUGUUGAUUUCCGAUAGCCACGCAGCACCUCCGCGUAGCUCCUGCGAGGCGGUUGUUGACGACGGUCCGCAAAAUGAUAAUCUUCGUCAUCAUAGCGGCCGUAUUGAGGUUGAGGACGAGGGGGCGGGGUACUCGUGGGAAGACCAGGACCUCCGGGGCAUCCCCUACGCCAGAGACGUCCGGAUUCCCAGUACCCAAUUUGGUCAUCCACAGGCGUUCGGCGUGUCGCCGUUGGCCUGCACUCCAUUUGGAGUCGUGCUGGAUGACACAAACCCGGACAGAAGCCCACCCGUGCCGGAGGAAGUGUUGCACCAGGUGGGUGGUGGUGUUCUUCUGUCGAGUAAUGUUGUGUCUAUGUUGGUGGAAACGGGUGGCGAUGGUGUUUCCCGUCUCCCCAACAUACAGGGCGUGGCAACGCUGGCAUCGGAUGACGUAAACGCAGUUUUUUGUGCGUGCGUCCCCCCUGCAUAG